CGACUGACAGGUACGCGUUUCCUCGCGUGCACGGUGCCGCGACGAGAUCAGACGCAAUGUGAUUUUCGUGAAAUUAAAAGUAAGAGGUUUAUUCGACCUCUUUGAUUCUAUUUCAUUUAGUGGAAUCGUUGCAUCGGAGAAAUCUUUUAAAUUAUGUUGCGUUUUCAUCGAUCAACACGGUGACUUUCUCUCUCCGCUACGUUGUACUCGCGAGUUUCAACUUCGCUUAGUUCAACUCAUCACGACUAAAAUUUUCUACCUUCAUUCCGCUUGUUUUUCAAGCCAGCGGAAAAGAAAAAAAACGAACGAAUGAACGAACGAACGAGUAAACUUCCGCAUUCCACUGGACCGCGAACGAAUAAGUGAACGAACAAGCGAUCACUUGCCGAUGUAAAUACAGCUGUAAAAAUUACAAGCAUAUAGCCAUGGAACAUUCUGAUUUAGUAGCAGAAAUGGUACAUAUAGAAAGAUUAACAACUCAAGAAAGGUUACAUUUGGCUCGUCAUAGAAGGCUCCAACAAUUAAAAGUAUGGCGUCAACGUGAGAAAGAAUGGAUGCGACAUCAGACUAGACAUACCAGUAACAAACGUCAUAUAUACUUUAGUGACAGUGUAAUGCUUUUAGAAGCUGCAGCAAGAAAUGAUAUUGAUGAAGUGAGACGACUCUUGAAAAAGGGAGUAAAUCCAGAUUCAACAAAUGAGGAUGGACUGACAGCUUUACAUCAGUGUUGUAUAGAUGAUAAUGAAGAAAUGAUGAAAUUAUUAAUUGAAUUUGGAGCAAAUGUUAAUGCAGAAGAUAGUGAAAAAUGGACACCAUUACAUGCUGCUGCUACCUGUGGCCAUUUGCAUUUAGUUAAAAAUCUCAUUGCUAGAGGUGCCAAUUUAUUAGCUGUUAAUGCUGAUGGUAAUAUGCCUUAUGAUAUUUGUGAAGAUGAAAAAACAUUAGAUUGUAUUGAAGGAGAAAUGGCAAGACGAGGUGUUACUCAAGAAUUAAUAGAUGAAACCAGGGCUUCAAUAGAAGUUCAAAUGUUACGAGAUUUACAAAAUAUAGCUUCUAUAGGUGGUGACCUAGAGUAUAAAGAUCAUCAAGGUGCUACACCUCUUCAUAUUGCAGCUGCAAAUGGUUAUUUAAGGGUAGUUGAGUUUCUUUUAGAUCAACAUGUUUCAACUGAUGUUGAAGACAAUGAUAAGUGGCAACCAGUUCAUGCAGCUGCCUGCUGGGGUCAUUUAGAAGUUCUUGAGUUAUUAGUACAAAAUGGAGCAGAUUUAAAUGCAAAGAAUAAACAUGAUGAAACUCCAGCUGAUAUUUGUGAAGAUCCGGAAAUUAGGGAAAGGAUAGUACAACUUAAAACAGAACAAGAAAGUAAACGAUUACGAGAAGCACAAGGAAGACGAGUACGUAGAUCUCAAAGUAUAAAUACACGUACUCAGAGUGUAAGAAGGACUUCAAUAAGAGAUAAAGUCUUAACUACAAAGAAAGAUGCUCAAGAAGAAGCCCGUCUUAGAUUACAAGCACAACAGACAUAUGUCGGCGGUUCUACCACGAACGUUCCACAAUCGGAAAAUGAAGCUAACGUACGAGAAAAUACAAGCAGCGAGACAGAUUCUAGUACACCUCCAACAGCAGUACGCAAAGCUCCUGAGGGGAAGGAUAACGAAUCUUUCCUUCAUGAAGACGUCGAUAAAGAAUCAGUGACAGGAUCCGACUCACCGGUCGGUAAUCAGCAACCGAUCUACGCGUCAGACGGCGACACCAACGGCAAGAUCAACAUACACGUCUCAGUAGUUUUUGUCAAAUCAUUAUCGGAUUUGAAGAAACAAAGGGCACAGAAUCGGCAUAUAUCUGCUGGAUCGAUAGAUGCCAAUGGAAAUGGUAUUCCUGUGUCGCCAAUCUCCAAUUCUGAACUCAACACUGGCAGAGAUUUUCAGCGAUUCACCGGAAAUACCAGCGAUAUUGUCGGUGAUAAUCAUUCCGAAAAAAGUUGCUGUACUCUCAUGUAAUUUUUUCUUACUUUUUCAUCAUUUUUCUUUACAAUACAUUCAAUUCCAUUUAUUCCUUUUUUCUACGACUUUAGUACCUU
Messenger RNA from Eufriesea mexicana, 2080 nucleotides. It is a transcript of the gene MYPT-75D, whose product is annotated as Myosin phosphatase targeting subunit 75D. Gene Ontology annotation, cellular component: cytoplasm. Lineage: Eukaryota; Metazoa; Arthropoda; Insecta; Hymenoptera; Apidae. The record is from RefSeq and is a predicted model, not a curated record. The transcript has 9 exons. Bases 426 to 2000 code for a protein of 524 amino acids. Gene Ontology annotation, molecular function: myosin phosphatase regulator activity; protein binding; enzyme inhibitor activity.